CGGAAGCGGGGAGGAGUCGCCGCCGGGGCCGGACUGCAUCCGCCGCGGCGUCUCCAUGGCACAGCCCUGGCCUCCGACUUCAACGACUUCAUAAGGCGGCGUUUCUGGGCGCAGCCGUGUCGCUCCUGGACAGUUGCUGUGCGACUUGGACAGUAGAGGAGCGUCUCCCAAGUUUUCAUCCAACAGCCACCCCUAAAGCUUCCACCCUCCUCCCCUGAGAGGACGUUUGAUGCCGGGCCCCUGAGAUUCUCAUUGACAAGCCCCUCUGGGUCCCCCUGAGCCAGAGCCUGCUGACCCAUUUGCCCACCUUUGCGGCUUUGAUGCCUAACCAUGUCUGCCUCAUCCUCAGGCGGCUCCCCCAGGUUUCCAUCGUGUGGAAAGAACGGAGUAACGAGUCUCACACAGAAAAAGGUCUUGAGGACACCUUGUGGCGCGCCCAGUGUUACCGUGACGAAGCGAACCAUGAAGGACCGCUCUUCAACUCCCCCCUUACAUGUUCACGUGGAUGAGAACACCCCUGUCCACGUCCACAUAAAAAAACUCUCCAAAACGUCAGCGACCAACAGCCAGAAAUCUCAUAAGCGCGGAAUGAAAGGGGACACCGUGAAUGUGCGGCGGAGUGUCCGGGUGAAAACCAAGGUACCUUGGAUGCCCCCUGGAAAAUCAUCCGCCCGGCAUGUGGGAUGCAAUUGGGAGAAUCCACCUCACUGCCUGGAGAUCACGCCACCAUCUUCAGAAAAGCUAGUCUCCGUGAUGCGGUUAAGUGACCUCUCUACAGAAGAUGACGACUCCGGUCAUUGUAAAAUGAACCGUUAUGAUAAGAAGAUUGACAGUUUAAUGAACGCGGUUGGUUGUCUCAAGUCUGAGGUCAAGAUGCAGAAGGGAGAGCGCCAGAUGGCCAAAAGGUUCCUGGAGGAGCGGAAGGAGGAGCUGGAGGAGGUGGCCCAAGAGCUGGCCGAGACGGAGCACGAGAACACGGUGCUGCGGCACAACAUCGAGCGCAUCAAGGAGGAGAAGGACUAUACCAUGCUGCAGAAAAAACACCUCCAGCAGGAGAAGGAGUGCCUCAUGUCCAAGCUGGUGGAGGCUGAAAUGGACGGGGCUGCUGCUGCCAAACAAGUCAUGGCCCUGAAGGACACCAUCGGAAAACUGAAAUCGGAGAAACAGAUGACCUGCUCGGACAUCAACACCCUAACGAGGCAGAAGGAACUUCUCCUGCAGAAGCUGAGCACAUUUGAAGAGACCAACCGCACUCUCCGAGACCUGCUGAGGGAACAACACUGCAAAGAGGAUUCCGAAAGACUGAUGGAGCAACAAGGGACGCUAUUGAAACGGCUGGCGGAGGCGGACUCUGAGAAAGCGCGCCUGCUAUUACUGCUGCAAGACAAAGACAAGGAGGUGGAAGAGCUCCUCCAGGAAAUACAAUGUGAGAAGGCUCAAGCAAAGACAGCAUCUGAGCUUUCCAAGUCCAUGGAGACCAUGCGGGGGCAUUUGCAAGCACAGCUUCGGUGCAAAGAGGCGGAGAACAGUCGCCUGUGUAUGCAGAUCAAGAACCUGGAGCGCAGCGGGAACCAGCACAAGGCGGAAGUGGAGGCCAUCAUGGAGCAGCUGAAGGAACUGAAGCAGAAGGGAGAACGAGACAAAGAGUCCUUGAAGAAAGCCAUCCGAGCCCAAAAAGAGAGAGCCGAGAAGAGCGAGGAGUAUGCUGAGCAGCUGCACGUUCAACUUGCUGACAAGGAUCUUUAUGUCGCUGAAGCUUUAUCCACUCUGGAGUCAUGGAGGAGCCGCUAUAACCAAGUUGUAAAAGACAAAGGAGACCUUGAGCUGGAAAUUAUUGUCCUGAACGACCGGGUGACAGAUCUCGUAAACCAACAACAGACCUUGGAGGAGAAGAUGCGGGAAGAUCGGGACAGCCUGGUGGAGAGACUGCACCGGCAGACCGCCGAGUAUUCCGCAUUCAAGCUAGAGAACGAGAGGCUAAAGGCUAGCUUCGCCCCAAUGGAGGACAAGCUCAACCAGGCGCACAUCGAGGUCCAGCAGCUGAAGGCAUCGGUUAAGAACUACGAGGGAAUGAUUGACAACUAUAAGAGUCAGGUGAUGAAGACCAGACUGGAGGCUGAUGAAGUGGCUGCCCAGCUGGAACGCUGUGACAAAGAGAACAAGAUUCUUAAAGAUGAGAUGAACAAAGAGAUUGAAGCGGCGCGGAGGCAGUUCCAGUCCCAGCUGGCUGACCUGCAGCAGCUGCCCGAUAUUCUAAAGAUCACAGAGGCUAAGCUGGCUGAGUGCCAGGACCAGCUGCAGGGCUAUGAGCGGAAGAACAUUGACCUCACAGCCAUCAUAUCAGACCUGCGCAGCCGGAUCGAACACCAGGGGGACAAGCUGGAGAUGGCGAGAGAGAAACAUCAGGCUUCCCAGAAGGAAAAUAAACAGCUGAGUCUGAAGGUGGAUGAACUGGAGAGGAAACUGGAGGCGACCAGUGCCCAGAAUAUCGAGUUCCUACAGGUGAUUGCCAAGAGGGAGGAGGCAAUCCAUCAGUCCCAGCUGCGACUGGAGGAGAAAACACGGGAAUGUGGGACCCUGGCGAGGCAGUUGGAGAGCGCCAUUGAAGACGCCAGGAGGCAGGUGGAACAAACCAAGGAGCAUGCAGCCUCCAAGGAGCGAGCAGCCCAGAACAAAAUCCUGGACCUUGAGACCCAGCUGAGCAGGACCAAGACCGAGCUCAGCCAGCUGCGGCGGAGCCGGGACGAUGCUGAUCGCCGCUACCAGAGCCGCCUACAGGACCUGAAAGACCGCCUGGAGCAGUCAGAGAGCACCAACCGCAGCAUGCAGAACUACGUGCAGUUCCUCAAGUCGUCCUAUGCCAAUGUGUUUGGAGACGGCCCCUACACCCCCUACCUGACCAGCUCUCCCAUCCGCUCCCGGUCUCCUCCCACCUAAGCCGCUGCUGGGCUAGGCGCUCAGAUGGAUGCCGUGGCAACGGAGGUGUCGCCAAGCCAUACCUGGAAAGCCUGUUGGUUUUCCUCUCUUCCUGAGAUGAAGUAUGUUCAGGAUCUUGUCUUAGCCACUAACUCCAGAAAAGUGCCUCGAGCAGCAGGGGAUGGAGCUGAACCCAGUUAGUUCUCUCCUCUCAGAUAGCAUCACCUGAUGGAAAGUUCUAAUUACCCCAACAGGCCUUAAAGCUACUACUGUUAGGGUCAGGUUUUAACUCACUGUGAUUGGCUCAUUCGUUUCUCAGGAGAAUAUUUGGCCUGGACUUUCCCUCCAGACAUUUUCCAGCCCUCUUCUUUUUUAUGACUCUCUCGGGUUUUCCCUGACCCCAGCCAGCAGGAGCUGCUAGGCAGAGGUCCUUGCUGCGCCUCGCGUUCUCGUGCUGCUUUCCUCCUUGCAUGGGUACGGUGUCCUCUCCAAGGUGCUCCCCUCCCACUUGUGGCUAAGUUUCCUCAAGGCCACUUGCCCUCAUGCACUUCCCUACAGACACUCGAGGGUUUGUGUUUUACAAGUUCGCCUUGUAAAAGUACAAGCCCAGUCUCACUGAUUUUUUUAUUGGCUAGGUUUGUGUCUGUGGAAUGCAUUUAUUCUUGAAAUGUGUGUGUUUUACAAAAAGCUUUUAUAAUCAAUAUUUAAGGUUCCAUGGGAUGGUCUCCUUUACCCACAUGAUCCCUCUUCUACAAAUGAUUCAAUAAGACACUACACAAGAGCCAGUAAACGUUUUUUCAGGACGUGGCGCAUGGAACAUUAGGCUCUUUGAUUUUGACUGGGUCGGCGCUUUCUCCUCUGCGUGCUUUCGCUUUGCGAUCCUGUGAAAGGGCCGGAGGAGAUACAUGGCAAGGUGCUGCUCAGUGUGUGAGGGCAGACGGCUUUAGCUGUUAGGAGGAAGAUGGGCUGUGUCUGUCUUGCUAUUUUUUAAAUGUUAAUUGCUUUCUGAAAGAUGAUGGGCUAUUUUUGUCCUCCUCACAUGUUCCUCUAUUUAAAAGAACAACGUAUUCUUCAGAGUGAAGAGAACACACUUGGUGUUCUGUGGUGAAUCCUAACCUUUCCAUUCUAGAUGGUAUUGUCCUCUGGGUGAUCCAGUCUGGUUCCCUCUCAGCCACUCUAACCCAGGUCCGAACUUCUGGAGAAUUCCCGUGUCCCCAAAAGCAAUGGUGCCACACAGGCAUCUGGAUUGCACUCCCAGAAUCGCGCACCACCCCCCCCCACCAGUUUUAGAGACAUUUGUAGUUCACAGCUUUCAAUGAUUUGUUUUUGUUAGUUUUGUUCUUAAAUUUUAUCUUAGCUUUUAAUUUUGCCAAGGAAGGUCCCUGAAAUUACUAUUACCAGCUACCAUUGCCACAAAACCAAGCCUAUUUUCACAUCUUUAACAUAGACUUGAACUUUCAUACAAUGUAUGAAAGAUCUUCCUAAGACAGUUGACAAACUUAUACCAAUGUGCAUACAUUUCUGUAUAACUCAUCAUUAUUAUCAUCAAGCUAAUGAUAACCCCUUCAGUGUAGGAUUCUGCUAUCUGCAAUGAUGCCGUGGGAACUCUCUUUGGUUUCGUGGCUGGGAUUCUCCUUAAAAUGUUUGGUUUUUCUUUGUAAAAUAUUGUAUUACAAAAAAGAGAUUUUGUGAAAAUGAAAAAUGUUUAUAUUGCUUCAAACUCGAGAGUUUUCCUUUCUGCCUCAAACUGAGACCCCAUGAAAUGGGCAAAAGGGUCAAAAGUUAGUGUCCUAGUUAAAGCUGGCCUCAGGCAAUGAUGAGCUUUUCAUGUAUUGAGAUAGAUUUAAUUCACUCUUUUAAAGUGUAUAAUUCAGGAGAAAGAAAUGGCAACCCACUCCAGUAUUCUUGCCUGGAAAUCCCACGGACAGAGGAGUCUGGAGGAUGACAGUCCAAGGAAUCACAAAAGAGUCAGCCAUGACUUAGCAACUAAAGAGUAGCAAUUGUUGUAACAACCCUGGAAGAGCGACAGCAGGAUGGACACUUCCAGCAAAGGUCUCGUUAUCAGUGAAUACAAUGAAGACAUCGGCAGCUGUAUUUGUCUUUUGAGCCCAGAUCAUUGGAAGAGAGCAAUCAGUUCCACCUGCUGGGA
This is a messenger RNA of Budorcas taxicolor (takin), 5065 nucleotides long. It is a transcript of the gene ODF2, whose product is annotated as outer dense fiber of sperm tails 2. The transcript has 22 exons. NCBI's taxonomy places the organism in Eukaryota, Metazoa, Chordata, Mammalia, Artiodactyla, Bovidae. Gene Ontology annotation, cellular component: centrosome. The coding region runs from base 331 to 2937 and encodes 868 amino acids. Gene Ontology annotation, biological process: regulation of cilium assembly. The record is from RefSeq and is a predicted model, not a curated record.